This is a messenger RNA of Rhopalosiphum padi (bird cherry-oat aphid), 1917 nucleotides long. Its product is annotated as piggyBac transposable element-derived protein 3-like. NCBI's taxonomy places the organism in Eukaryota, Metazoa, Arthropoda, Insecta, Hemiptera, Aphididae. The transcript is spliced from 2 exons. The record is from RefSeq and is a predicted model, not a curated record. The coding region runs from base 1 to 1917 and encodes 638 amino acids.
AUGAGCAAAGGGAUAGCCCUUGAUAUAAAAAAUAAAUAUGGAGAUACCACAAAUAUUCUUUCUAAACUAAACCCACAAGAGUAUAAUAAAAUGUUGAAUGAAGAAUUUGAAAGAGACUUUGAAACAGUAGGUGAGGAUUUAAUACAGCAGAAUCUAGAAGUACCAUUAGUUAUUGAACUUCCUGCAACUCCAACAUCUAAUGAUAAUUCUAUUUCAAAUAUAUCAGGAACUGAAUCAUCUGGUUCUAGGCGGUCAAAAAGAUUAUUUAAAUCAUCUACUCCUGUUACUCUUCCUACCCCUACAGACCAACUUAUUAGCCCUAAUAUUUGUCUUUCAAAUCCAACUCAAGUAAACAAGAAAGUACCAUUAAAGCAUUUUGAUUUUAAAUGGAAAAAAUGCACUAGUGAAAAGUUUAGUGUUGAUAUACCAAUAAUACAAUCUUAUCCAACUAAUAGUUAUGUCAAAUCUCCUUUAGAAUAUUUUUUAAUUUUUUUUUCUAAUGAUGUAUUUGAACUAAUCGUUGAACAGUCCAAUUUAUACUGUUUUCAAAAAUUUGACAAAAUGUUGGGAACAAAUAUUAAAGAAAUAAAAGACUUGGUUUGUAUUUCAUUAAUAAUGGGAAUAGUAAAAAUGCCUGCAUAUACAGACUACUGGGCUCCAUCUACAAAAUAUGGACAAGUUUCAAAUGUAAUGUCAUUGCGUAGAUAUCAACAACUUAUGAGAUGUCUUCAUUUUUGUGAUAAUAAUUGCCCUGAUGAUUUUGAUAGAUUUUUUAAAGUUCGCAAGCUCUUAGACAUAAUUCGUAACAAUUGUUUAUCUGUACCACAAGGUAAAAGAUUUUCUGUUGAUGAAAUGAUGAUCCCUUACAAAGGCAAAAAGGCAGGAUCUAGAAAACAAUAUAUGAAAAACAAACCUAAAAAAUGGGGUUAUAAAAUGUUUGUUAGGGCAGGCAUAGAUGGCAUGGUUUAUGAUUUUUUAGUCUAUUCUGGUGACUGUACUUUUCGUGGUAUAACUUUUUCUCCUCGUGAAAUGAGUUAUUUUGGCUUAGGACCAAGAGUGGUCAUUGCACUAUCGAUAUCAAUACCAGAUAAACCAAUGAGUGUUAUAUAUUUUGACAAUUUUUUUACUACUCCUGAGUUAAUAAGCUACUUGAGAUCUGAGUUUGGUAUAUUAAGUUUAGGCACUAUUAGAAAACAGCAUCUACGAGGAUGUCCUCUAAUUGAAGAUAAAAAGUUAAUGAAACAACCAAGAGGCACUUAUGAAUACCUUUGUGAUAAAUCCAAAAAAGUUAUAAUUUUAAAAUGGCUUGAUAAUAAGGUAGUUAGUUUAGCCAGUUCCUAUACACAGGAAAGUAAAUCGAACACUAACAUUAUACAGCGAUAUUCAAAACAUGCAAAAAAAAGGGUGCCUGUUCCAUACCCUAAUAUAGUUAAAGAAUAUAACACCCACAUGGGUGGUGUCGAUUUAGCAGAUAUGUUAGUUGCAUUGUACAGAACUGGUUUAAAGUCUCAUAAAUGGUAUAUGUCUUUUUUUUCUCAAAUGCUUGAUAUAUCUGUAAACAAUGCUUGGCUACUAUACCGUAGAGAUUGUGAACUGCAUAAAGAAAAAGAAAAAAGGCUCAAAGAAUUUCGACAUGAAAUUGCAGUUGCCCUAACUAGUAAGAACAAACCUCGGCUAGGGCGUAGGCCAGCUUUGGAAAAUAGUAAUUUUCCUGUUAAAAAAAUUCGACAUGAAAUAGCUCCAAGACCGUAUACUGAAAUAAGAUAUGAUAAAACAGAUCACUGUCCUACCUUAACCAAAAAAGGUAGAUGUCGCCAUUGCUCAGCUGGUCAAACUUCAAUAAUAUGUUUGAAAUGCAAUGUAAGAUUGUGUUUGAUUGAAGGACGAAACUGUUUUCAACAGUUUCAUUACAAAUAG